UGAUUUGACAGUAGCACUUGGUCAGGAACUACAACAGUGUUUACGGGUUUGAUGGUGGACAGAAGAUGUACAAUAUGAAUUUCGAUGUUCGAGUUAUCUAUGUUGCAUUUCUAGCAGUAGAAUUGAGGACCGUGGCUUGUGAUUUUGAUCCUUUUAUGGACAGCGACUGGUUCUCAAUAAACUGGGCUGGUCCAGCAACUGCCACGAAGGACGAUGUGUUGAACCAGUUGCCCAAAGAGAACACUGUGGUUGUAACAACAACUGACAAUGAAAAAUACAGAUGUUCAAUACCUGAUCUCAAAGACCAGAGUGAUAAGAAUACAGGAAAAUCCUUCACAGGAACAUCAGUUGAGGAGCUGAUGGAAAACUUAUACGCCAUGAAAAGUUGUUCUUACAGGAUAGAACCUUAUUGGACAUAUGAACUAUGUCAUGGAAAGCACAUUCGACAGUAUAAUGAACAAAAGGAACCAGGCAAGAAAUCCAGUGUACAAGAGUUCUUUUUAGGUUAUUAUAAACCGGUUAAACCAGAUCCUGAAUCAGAAGAUUCAUUGGCAAAGACAGCGAAAAAGAAAAAUGUGGACACUCGUAAAGUGGAGGAUUUAGAAUUACCUUAUUACAAGGUGACAAUGGAGGACGGCACAAUGUGUGAUGUGACAGGACAGCCGCGCAAAUCCAGCAUACUGUAUGUGUGUCAGCCUCAUGGCCGCGGGGAAAUUUACCAGUUUAAGGAAGUGUCGUCGUGCGAGUACGAAGUCAUGGUGCUCACCUCAACCUUGUGUAAACACCCUGACUACAGGCCCAAGGAACCAGAUGUGAAUAAAAUCCAUUGUCAUGCCUUGGAUGGCUCUCCAGAAAAACCCAAAAGAUAUCAGCAAAGUCUGAUGGAGACAAAGUACGGCAAAUAUACCAUACAGCCGGAAAGUAAAAAAUUUUCUGCUGAUGAUGAACUGGAGGAAGGGGACACAACACCUCCUGCUUUCUCCAAGCCUAGCCAGCCAACCCGUCCUAGGAAAGUGCACAAAGUCUCAGAUGUUUAUCAUGGUACAAAGUCCAUUGGGCCGUCCACGGAUAAACAGCUACUGCAGGAGUUCCUGGCUGGGGAUUACUGUCUACAUGGGGGUGCUGGCUGGUGGAAACAUGAAUUCUGCUAUGGACGUUUUGUCUCACAGUACCAUCAGGAGCCUGCUGGCAGGACCACUAUAUACCUGGGACACUGGAAUAAGGAGAAGCAUCUUGCCUGGCUGAUGGAAAAACCUCACAAGAGACCAAAGGCUGUGGGAAAGCGAAGGUGGAUCAGUCAGUACUACUCUAAUGGAGAUGUCUGUGAUAUAACAAACAAGCGUCGUACAGUUGAGGUGCGCUUAAAAUGUAAGCAUAAUCCAGAGCAGCCUCAUGCUGUAUCAUUGUACCUCGUGGAGCCUUUGUCUUGUGAAUAUGAACUUGUGGUGAGUGCCGGCUUCUCCGUGUGAAUGUAUCAUGUAUGUAGUGUAGUGCUUAAGGGUUUAACACCACGGUAUAGCGAGUCAAAUCUCAAGAAUGUGCAGCAUUCGAGGGAUUUGACCAGGUAUGAAACAAGGGUCAGCGGUAUCGGGUUACACAACAAACACCAAGACAAAGGUGUUCAAGUCUGUUCUACGCAAGAAAAGGAAGAAAAUGAAGCAAAGAUGGCAUAUUUCAUGCUAUCAUUCUCUUUCACUCCCUCUGCUGAAGUCUUGCAAUUUAGACUAAUCAACAACAAGCUUAGGCCAAUGCAGUUAACCUAGAUUUUUCAAGGCUAGGGUGUGUAUCACGUGGUGUCUAAUUGUUGCCUGACGUAGGAAUGUAGAAGUAUACUGUACAUGAAUUAUG
Messenger RNA from Liolophura sinensis, 1848 nucleotides. Its product is annotated as endoplasmic reticulum lectin 1-like. The coding region runs from base 66 to 1469 and encodes 467 amino acids. Gene Ontology annotation, biological process: retrograde protein transport, ER to cytosol; endoplasmic reticulum unfolded protein response; ERAD pathway. The transcript has 13 exons. Gene Ontology annotation, cellular component: endoplasmic reticulum lumen. Lineage: Eukaryota; Metazoa; Mollusca; Polyplacophora; Chitonida; Chitonidae. The record is from RefSeq and is a predicted model, not a curated record.